AUGGCCGCCCUUGCCAGCUCGCUCAUCCGCCAACGCCGGGAGGUGAAGGACCCGCAGCAGAACCGGCAGAUCGCGAGCAAACGCAAACCCUGCCCCAAGAGCAACAAGUCCCUGUGCCAGAAGCAGAUCCUCAUCCUCAUCUCCAAGGUCCGGCUCUGCGGCAGUCGAGGAAGAAAGGUCGAGAAAAGACCCGUUCCGAACCCGUAG
Molecule: messenger RNA, 207 nt
Organism: Knipowitschia caucasica
Lineage: Eukaryota; Metazoa; Chordata; Actinopteri; Gobiiformes; Gobiidae
Source: the annotation of a GenBank genome assembly